UGAUGUUAAGAGUUAUUGAAUCCAUACGACAAGCCAGGAAUUGUGGUAUUUUGGAGUUAAUGGAGUCAGAAGGACCCGCAGAGUCAGAGAGUUCAGAAAAAUCAAUAUUUUUCUCACAGCAAGAAGAAGAGGAAGAAGAUGAUAAUGAAGAAGAAGAAGAAUCCAAAGAAGCAGAGGAAACUGCCACCAUUAAUCCCCUCUUACCCCCUGCUCUCACAGGGGAUGUAGAAGGUUUGCAGAAGAUUUUUGAGGAUCCUGAGAACCCUCACCAUGAACAGGCCAUGCAGUUACUCUUGGAAGAAGACAUUGUUGGGAGAAAUUUGUUGUAUGCAGCUUGCAUGGCUGGGCAAAGUGAUGUGAUUAGAGCUUUAGCCAAAUAUGGUGUGAAUCUGAAUGAAAAAACCACCAGAGGUUACACACUCCUACACUGUGCUGCAGCCUGGGGUCGUUUGGAAACUUUGAAAGCACUGGUGGAAUUGGAUGUUGAUAUAGAAUCUCUGAACUUCCAGGAAGAGCGAGCUCGAGAUGUUGCUGCUCGGUAUUCCCAGACUGAGUGUGUUGAGUUCCUGGACCGGGCAGAUGCAAGGCUGGUGCUAAAAAAAUAUAUCGCAAACGUCUCUGCAAUUGUUACAGAUACAGCAAAGGGACCAGGGAAGCUUUUUAAGGAAGACAAGAAUACCAUCCUCAAUGCAUGCCGUAUAAAAAAUGAAUGGCUGGAAACCCAUUUAGAAGCUUCCAUUAAUGAGCUUUUUGAGCAAAAACAGCAAUUGGAAGAUAUUGUGACUCCUAUCUUCACAAAAAUGGCUACACCACGUUCAUCAAUUGGGACUGAAAAAGCAAUGGCAAAAGCAAACGUGUCCUUCUGGGUGCAAAAAGAAGGUAACCAGACUGAUUUACUCUGUGGACGGUCAGCUGACUACAUGCCAACAAAGGAGCAUUUCCCAAUUCUUGUAUGUUCCACUGUUGUUUUGGGAGGACUUCUGAGGGCAUUUUUAAAGAAUUCUGAAGUCAUUGUCUUGACGAUUCUUUCUCUUGUUGGAUUUUUGAUAGGACAGCUGGCCUACAAUUUUGUUGAGAUGCAUCAAGUCGUCUACCCUCUUCUAAGAACACCAAGUUUUUCAAUUUAUUGUUAUUUUUCACCUUUAAUUAUAUUUAUGGCUGCUUUGAAUGUGGACUUCUAUAUACUCAAGAAUGUGUUUUGGCAGGUUAUGUUAACCGGAUUAAUUAGCUUCUCUACGGCAUUCAUCGUAAUUGGAUAUGUGGUUCUGAAAUUCAAUAAAGAUUCAUGGGAUUUGCAAUCUUGCCUCCUCUUUAGCAUGACCCUUGGCAUGACAGAUCCUGUUCACUCUGUGAAUUCACUGAAAACUAUUGGCAUUUCUAAAAUGUAUACUGAUAUCAUUAGAGGAGAAUCAAUGAUUAUCUGUGGCUUCACAUCCAUUGUUUUUGGAGUUUUUCGGAGCAGCAUACUUAGCAUUUCCAAUUAUAGGGAGUUAUAUAUAAUCAUGGGCCUCAGCUUGGACAUUUUGGGAAGCAUAAUAUGUGGAUAUUGGUGUGCAAGGAUCAUUCAGUUUAUAUUGACUGACCUGUUUAGCAAUACACUGACCAAUAUCGUGCUUUGCAUCUCAAUGGUGUACUUGACUUUCUACAUUGGGGAAUUUUUGGGAAUGUCAGGUAUGGUUGCUUUAGUCGCUGUAGGACUAAAUUUAGAUUCCUUAAGCUUUAAACCGAGGAUCGAGUUAAUAAUUACUAAGUUUCUAAUGAUGUUUUCAUCUGUAUACCAACAUUUAAUAUACACUUUCUUUGGCAUUGUCAUUGGAUGUGGAGAAAUCAAGUAUUUACAGUUUCACACUUUAGUUUUCAUGCUCAUCUUAUUUGCAACAGUGAAUUUUGUAAGGUUACUUACUGUUGUAUUAGUGAGCCCUAUUCUGAGGCAUUCGAAUUAUGAGUAUAACUGGAGAUGGGGCAUUGUUAUAGCAUGGUCUGGAAUUAAAGGAGUUUUUAGCUUACUCUUGGCUCCAGAUGUUCAUAAUCUGGCUGAACAAAAAGUAGAGUCACCACAGCUGUUUAUACUGUAUAUACAAGUAAUAUCAUUAAUGACUAUGGGAAUAAAUUCAUACAUGAUGACUUAUUCAGCCAGGACAUUAGGUUUGUGUGCCAUCUCCCUUCCAAGACAAAUGGCCAUGCAAAAUGCCAUUAAGCACAUCCAGAAGAUAAUACAGAACAGAAUAACUUUAUUUAAAACAGAAAAAAUUUUGACAAAUGUUAACUGGACCUUAGUAGAAGAAAAAACAAAGAUUGAAUACAUCAUUCCUUCUGAUACUGUUCAGUUUCCUCAUGUUUCAUGUGAUAAAAAAGUGAAGGAGGAGUCCCCAACAGAUGAAGUUUUAAUAGAAGAGGCCAGAUUGCAUGUAGCUAUAAUACAAAUGAGUAGCUUUGAAAAACAGUGUAAUGACGGAGUCCUCAGUGUAGAGGCAGCCCGGACAUUAAUUGGUGCAACCAAAAGCUAUUGCCACAUCCAAGGAAAAUUCAUGAGUAUUUAUGAUGUUUCAACUUAUGUAAGAGCUAGAAGUUGGCUUAUGAAGUUUAAAAACAUAUUAACUUUCUUGGAAUAUCAUGAAGAUAAGACACCUCUUUCUCUAUAUGGGAAUAAUAAAUUUCUGAUUUUUAUAUAUCACAUUGUAUUUUCAGAAGAAUUUGAAUAUGCAGGACAUAUUAUACGGAUAAUGUACAUUUAUCCUAUGAUAAUGCAUCUAUGGCCAAUGGCAAGAGAAUUAAAUGUGUCAGCACUGAUAUUAGUAAACUACUAUUUUGUAUUUUUAUAUCUGUUAGAAUCAGCAUUGAAGAUAACAAUUUUGAAAAGCAGAUAUUUUCAUCAACAUUGGAACACUUUGGAAUUUUGUAUCGUGCUUAUUGGAAUCGUUGAUAUAUUUUGUAUAUACUUUGUCAGAUUGAGACCAGACCACUUGGUUCUUAUUCAGUUUACAGUAAUAAUAGGUUAUUUCAGAAUAAUUAGAUUUAUUCCUCUUAUCAAGGUACUAAUACCACUGCUGAUGAAUAUUGUAGAUGUGCAGAUCAAAAAGCGCCUCAGCUUGAUGUAUAGUAUUACAAAAGGCUAUGUCAAAAGUCAAGAGGAUACCAAGUUUUUAAUAAAACAAAUUUCUAGCCGAAAAUCCAUAAAUCAGAAAUUAUAUGAAAUUUUGGAAACCAACAAACGAGAUGCUGUCAAAGAACUAGGACUCAUAGAGCAUGAGGGUCGUGAUGUUGUCAUUGCUUUGAAGACUAAGCAGGCAAUCCGGAACGUGAUUGCUAAAGCUCUGAAAAGCCUCACCUUCCUUUGGUCAAGAGGCAUUAUUGAUAAACAUGAGGGCAUUGAGAUGAAUAAGGUGCUUCUUUCAAAAAUAAAAUCACUGAAUAACUUUCCAAUGGCAAUUCCUCCCCCUACUCCUGACAAAUAUCUUCAUAAUAUCAUCUGGCUAGAAAAUAAAGAUGUUCUCAUUGAGUUCUUCAAGGAAAGAGCCAAACUUGCCUGUUUUGACUAUGGAGAUGUCAUUUGUAAAGAAGGUGAAAUGCCACAAGGAAUCUACUUAAUUAUUUCAGGAAUGGCGAUCCUGCAGAGUUCACCUCCUACCUUUGGAAUAGACAGGAGCCUAAGGGCUGAUAGAGAGUCCGCGACCAGGUUUACAGAGUACUGUACUAGUGGAGACAUAAUUGGAGAGUUGAGCUGUCUGCUUAAGUGUGAAAUUGAAUAUACUGCCAUCUGUGAAACUAUUUUACAGGCUUGCUUUAUCUCCCUGGAGGAUUUAUAUGAAGGCUUUGAUGUCUUCUGGCCAUCCCUGGAAUAUAAAAUAUGGCUGAAGCUUGCUCUCAGUAUUGCCUAUCAGUAUUUUGAAUCAAGUCUCAUUGAUGAGGACUUAAAGUUUCAGAAGUGCGUGGCCCUCAAUCAUGCAUAUGUGGAGACUUUAUCAAGCUAUAACGAAAUGACUAUUGAUAAUGUGAACAUGAAAUUCGUUAUUCUUGUAUACGGCAGUGUUAUUGAUACUAAGACAGAGGUACCAUAUCUUGCACCUUGCAUUUUACCUAAAACCUGUGAACAGGUGGAGGGAACUUCAAAUUUAAGCAAGCUGCUGGUUAUCCAAGCACCUGCGCCUGCCGAAAAUAAUAAUAAUGCCAAGGUCAUGGUCAACACCGGUCUUGGAAUGACCAAGAGAGACUAUCACUGGAAGAGAAAAAAUGAGUUGGAAACUGGAUACCAUUUUAGAAAAGGACGUUAAUGGCACUUAUGUGAUACCUGGAGUCAGGUUAAAGACCGAGCUAAUAUCCUGACUCAAGUGCUGAAAGAUUGUCUGGCAAGGAGUUUACUUAGAAGUUGCUAAAACAAUUUACUGCUGCAUUUAUUUUACAAGCAAUUGAUGGACUGCUGCAAAAGCUCUAAUUCUAAGUAGUUGCAUUAUAUUUAAGAUGUUCACAAUUCCUCAGGAUAAUAUAAGAUAUCCUAAAGCUUAUGGCCUAGCAAAUGAAAUCCUGCAUCCAGCCGAGAGCAAGUUAUAAUAGAGCAGGAGUUAUCAAAAGCACUGUACAAUUAACAUACUACUAUCUAAAGCAUAGGACCUAUAAUUUUGAUUUGUGAUAUUGCUACAAUUAGUGCCUCCCUAAUGUUUUUCAGAGUAAAAUUAUUUCCCCCGUCCCCAAUUUAGUAAAUAUUGAAAAACGGAAUAGGUUCCAUAACUUUAGUUAUUGAAAGCACAGUUUAGGAGAAGUUAACAAUAUUACAUUGCAUAGUACUGUUUGAUAUCACUUUUCAUUUUAUUUUAAAAAGUCAAAUAAAAUAGAAUUUUAUGAUCUGA
This is a messenger RNA of Globicephala melas (long-finned pilot whale), 4844 nucleotides long. RefSeq names its product solute carrier family 9 member C2 (putative) (gene SLC9C2). Lineage: Eukaryota; Metazoa; Chordata; Mammalia; Artiodactyla; Delphinidae. The record is from RefSeq and is a predicted model, not a curated record. Gene Ontology annotation, biological process: potassium ion transmembrane transport; sodium ion import across plasma membrane; proton transmembrane transport. Gene Ontology annotation, molecular function: protein binding; potassium:proton antiporter activity; sodium:proton antiporter activity. Gene Ontology annotation, cellular component: plasma membrane.